AUGUCUCAUCCUCUUCGUCGACGCGAUACCAAACCCAAACAGCACCCCCGCGACAUCCGAAUGAGCAAUCACGACGCUGACGUCGAUACUGAAGGGCUGCCCAAUUCUCAGGAGGCGAAAAUCCCCAAAGAGCUACUCAAGCCGCCAGGCCUCCUAUUCGUAGAGCGCGAGUGGCCGAAGGAGGGCGAUCUUCAACUCCAAGACGGCCUUGAUAUUGCAUGCCGCUACUGCAAAACUGAGUCGCACGCCACAAACGUUGAAUUCACCAAGUCGGAGUUCGCAGACCGACGCUACGACACUACCGACCUCCUCUGGAAACAUGUCGCCGAGUGGCACAUUGACUGCUGGAACGGACCGCACCGAGAAGUCGAUCUCAAGCCGCUGAUUUUGUGCAGGGACGGCGUUACUGAGCGUCAGCCAGAACCAGAAGGACUCGCGGUACCGACUCUGCAGAAGGAGGCGGCGAAGCGUGCGGGUUGGAAGCCGAACUUCCCUACCAACGUCCCGAUUGUACGAGAGCUGCCGCAGUUCUAUGACGAGGUGCGCGCGGAACCAUCUAGGCAGUUCUAUCUCUACGAUGAGCUUCCGCGGCAACAGUUGAAGGCCGCGGCAAGCAAAGCUGACAAUAGCAAACCGAACGAGUACAGCCAGAGGGGCCUGCGAGAGUUUGAGGAAUCACCGCUGUACAGCGACCGCGAUGUGUACAGCCCUGGCAUGGUUGCCUUUGUCGAGUAUCAGAAUGGCACACGCGAGACGAUCAGCUAUGGCGACUAUCUUCGCUGGAAGGCUCAUGCUCCCAUCGCUCUGCGUUAUAUCGGCGACCGCGAGAGUUCAGUGAAGCAGGAAUUCCGAGAUCUCGUACUGAGCCACCAGAUGGUGCUCGUGCAAACGUUCAAGUUCGAGCACGGAAUGAAGGACUGGGUGAUAGUCAAGGAAGAGUGGAUGGAGUACGGGACGUACCGAGCAAAGAAGGAUAAGUUCAGCCAAUGGAAGGCAGUUAUCAAGGAAAUCAAGGAUGGACUUGGUUUCCGGAACGCGGCGUUUGAGGAGGUCAUCAAGGAGAGCCAGAAGGAGGCUGAGGGCUGGUGGAAGUAUGGUGUUGCUUUGAACACCGAGGUUGUUUGGCAGCGAGGAAGGUAG
Trematosphaeria pertusa is the source of this 1140-nucleotide messenger RNA. RefSeq lists its product as uncharacterized. Bases 1 to 1140 code for a protein of 379 amino acids. Lineage: Eukaryota; Fungi; Ascomycota; Dothideomycetes; Pleosporales; Trematosphaeriaceae. The transcript has a single exon. The record is from RefSeq and is a predicted model, not a curated record.